Zingiber officinale is the source of this 378-nucleotide messenger RNA. RefSeq names its product 50 kDa spicule matrix protein-like. The transcript has a single exon. The coding region runs from base 1 to 378 and encodes 125 amino acids. Lineage: Eukaryota; Viridiplantae; Streptophyta; Magnoliopsida; Zingiberales; Zingiberaceae. The record is from RefSeq and is a predicted model, not a curated record.
AUGGCGAGCGAGCAUCUGCGUAACUGCCUUCAGGGCGCCUGCACGCCGGGGAUCCCAGGAAGGGGCGGUAAGAACGGAAUCGGAGGCAGAAGUGACGGCGUCGAGGGAGGCAACAGUGGGUUGGGCGGCAGAAGUGAUGGGAUCGACGGCGGCAGGAAGGGAAUCGGAGGGAGAAUAGACGCCGGUGGCAGCAGUGGGUUGGGCGGCAGGAAGGGGAACGGAGGCAGAAGCGAAGAAGGCUGCAGCAGCGAGGGCUUUGGCGGCAGGAAGGGAAUGGGAGGGAGAAUCGAAGGCUUGGACGGAGGCAGGAAGGGAAUGGGAGGGAGAAUCGAAGGCUUGGGCGGAGGCAGGAAGGCGGUUAAACUCCUAGCGGCGUGA